Messenger RNA from Pelobates fuscus (common spadefoot toad), 4737 nucleotides. It is a transcript of the gene PER1, whose product is annotated as period circadian regulator 1. Bases 523 to 4263 code for a protein of 1246 amino acids. Gene Ontology annotation, molecular function: transcription cis-regulatory region binding; transcription corepressor binding. Gene Ontology annotation, cellular component: nucleus; cytoplasm. Lineage: Eukaryota; Metazoa; Chordata; Amphibia; Anura; Pelobatidae. The record is from RefSeq and is a predicted model, not a curated record. Gene Ontology annotation, biological process: entrainment of circadian clock by photoperiod; circadian regulation of gene expression; negative regulation of transcription by RNA polymerase II. The transcript is spliced from 23 exons.
UCAGGUGUACCUGAGUGCAGGGGCUAUAAGAAGGGGAUUACAGAGUGCUGGCUGCUAUAUAGCCUGUCGGCUUCGGUAAUAUCAGGGAUCUCUGGAGUGUGGAGACCUGUCAGAAGGGGAACUAGAAUGCUGAAUUCUACAGGUGGGGCAUUCUAGAAUGCUGAAUACUACAGGUGGGGUAUUAUCUACCAAGAAGGGGGUCUAGAAUGCUGUGUUCUGCAGCUAGGGAAUAACAGCUCUUUACACCAGGUUCAGCAUCGGGGUUAUAGAGAAUGGUUUCAAGAAUGGGGUAUCCUAAAGCUUAGAAUUUCUAGACAGCUGCAGAUAAGGGGAAUUUGUCAUCAUCAGUUACCACCCCCGCCCCUCUACCGGUAGUCGUCUUUUUGAUUUGCCAGCCACCAUUGGAUCCUGUACACAGAAGGUUUUUCUGAAUAUACUGAGCAGUGAUCUGACCAAACAAACGUCUUCAUUCAACACUUAUCCUUUGGUUCUAAACGCCACUGAUUGGCCAAGACGCUAGGGAUGAAUGGUGGUUGUGAGCCACCACCCCCUCUUGGGGAGAGAGGGAGAAGAACGCGAGCCUCUCGGGAAAUGGAGGGAACCCAGCAGGAUGAGACAGACACCAAUAGCCAUGGCUCCAGCGGCAAUGAGUCAAAUGGCAACGAAUCUCGCAAUAGCCGGAGCUCUCACAGCAGCACCAGUGGAAACGGGAAGGACUCUGCCAUGUUGGAAGCAACAGAGAGCAGCAAAAGCACAAACUCAAAUAGUCCCUCGCCCCCCAGUAGCUCCAUUGCUUACAGCCUCCUGAGUGCAAGCUCUGAGCAGGACAACCCUUCAACAAGUGGCUGCAGUAGUGAACAGUCAGCUCGUGAGAAGAAUCAGAAAGAGCUGAUGAAGGCCUUAAAGGAACUGAAGAUUCGUCUCCCGUCAGAGAAGAGAGGAAAGGGAAAAUCCGGGACGCUUGCCACCUUGCAAUAUGCCUUAUCUUGUGUCAAGCAAGUACGAGCCAACCAGGAGUACUACCAGCAAUGGACUAUCGAUGAGUCUCAGCCUUGUGGUCUCGACAUGUCCAGUUUUACUAUUGAUGAAGUAGAGAGCAUCACUUCGGAGUACACUCUAAAAAACCCGGAUACGUUCUCUGUUGCGGUCUCAUUCAUCACUGGCCGUAUUGUGUACAUCUCGGACCAGGCAUCGCUCAUUCUGCACUGCAAGAGAGAUGUGUUUAAGGGAGCAAUGUUCGCAGAGUUCCUUGCACCGCAGGAUGUCAGUGUCUUUUAUGGAUCAACAGCACCUUAUCACCUGCCAUCAUGGAGCAGCUGCACCUCUGGAGAAACUACAUCUAUGGACUGCACUCAGGAGAAGUCUGUAUUCUGCCGGAUCAGUGGGGGCCGAGAGCGGGAUUUGAACAUCCGCUAUCACCCAUUCCGCCUCACCCCGUACCUGAUGAAGGUGCGAGAUUCGGACAGUGCGGAGGGUCAGCCCUGCUGCCUGCUUAUCGCAGAGAAGAUCCACUCUGGAUACGAGGCUCCUCGAAUCCCCACAGAUAAAAGAAUUUUUACUACACGACACACACCAAGCUGUUUAUUCCAAGAGGUGGAUGAGAGAGCCGUGCCUCUGCUGGGUUACCUCCCUCAGGACCUCAUAGGCAUGCCUGUCCUUUGUUUUGUUCACCCUGAGGACCGCCCUCUAAUGCUGGCUAUCCACAAGAAAGUUCUACAACAAGCUGGGCAGCCCUUCGAUCAUUCCCCUAUCCGCUUUUGUGCACGCUCUGGAGAAUAUGUGACGAUUGACACCAGCUGGAGUAGUUUUGUGAACCCCUGGAGCCGGAAAGUGGCGUUUAUAUUGGGGAGACACAAAGUGCGCACGAGUCCUCUUAAUGAAGAUAUCUUCACUGCCCCCAAAGGGGCAGAGCUUAAAUCUCUGGACCCCGACAUCCAGGAAUUGUCAGAGCAGAUCCAUCGGAUACUUAUACAGCCUGUGCAUAAUACAACAUCUGGGGGAAAUGGCAGUGGUGGAAGCAACAUAUCGCAAGAACCAUUCCACUGCAAUGGCUCUUCGAGUGACAGCAAUGCAAUGGUUACCGAGGAGGGGGCCGAUCCUAAACCACAGAUGACGUUUCAAGAGUUUUGUCAGAAUGUCAACAUGGUAAAGAAUCAGGGUCAGCAGCUAUUCCUGGGAUCAAGAGCUAUACGUACUCACCAGAGGGGACAUUUCCAAGCUCUUGCAUCUCGUCCAGCUCCCCACCAGGCUGUGGAGAGUACUCCCAUGGAAGUAGCAACUCCUAGGAUUCCGUGUGUUCCAGAAGAGCUGACACGGAAAGAGACCACAAACUAUUCUUAUCAGCAGAUCAACUGCCUGGACAGCAUUAUCCGGUAUUUAGAAAGCUGUAACCUCCCUGGCACAGUAAAACGGAAAUGUGGCUCUUCGUCCUACACCUCAUCCACAUCUGAGGAGGAGAAACCUAUAACGGGGGAGAGUGACAAGGAAGAUCCUUCUGGUGGUCCAUCACGGCAGCCAGAUUUGCGUCCUCCAUUGCCACCUACUGCAGUGGGUUCUUCCCCGCUCGCUCCACUACCUCCACUUCCUCUAAGCAAAGCUGAGAGCGUGGUUUCUAUUACCAGUCAGGGAAGUUUCAGCAGCACUAUUGUCCAUGUUGGAGAUAAGAAACCUCCAGACUCUGACUGCAAUGUUCUGCCUCCUCCUACAGACAUGGUUAUGAUGGAAAAGUCUCCAUGUCCUGCAGUUCCUGCUCCUCCCCUUUGCACACUUGGUUUAACCAAGGAGGUUUUGUCGGCUCACACUCAAAGGGAAGAGCAGGCCUUCCUCACCCGUGUCCAUAACCUCAGCCAGCUUAGAGUGUUUGAUCCAAUCCCUGUUGGGACCUGGGAGAAACAGAACCAGCGGCCUCCUCAAGGUACAAAGCCUCUACGGUCUCAUCACCAUCACAAUGCCUCUGCUGACACACAAACGCCUCCAUCCAGGAAUGGUGGGCGCCGAGGACGUAGUGGGAAAUCCAAAGCUAAGCGCCCUAAGCAAGGCAAACAUAUUUCAUCCAGCUCAACGUCAAGCCCCCAGCACCCUCAAGCCUCUCUUCUUCCUCCUCCUCCACCAGUAAUGCCAGGUUAUCCCCUCCCUAUGUAUCCUCCCCAGACUGCUGCUCCAGAUCCUGCCCCAUCACUUAACAGAUAUCCACUUGUCACUCCUAUUGUGGCUUUGGUGCUCCCGAACUACCUCUUCCAGCCUCCUCCUGUUGCACCUACAUUCUACCCAGGAGUAUCUGGAUUUCCUCCUUUUGCUGCCACUGCAGAAGCUCCGCCAUCUGCAGCUGAAGCCCCACCACCAACACCAGCUCCACCUCCCCAAUCUUCGUCCUGCCCUCCUCAAUCCCGAUCCUCCUCCCCUCCACAGCGGCUAUUCCCGUCCCGUUGCAGUUCUCCACUGCAGCUUGAUCUGCUGCAGUUGGAGGAGUUGCCACAAUCCGGGGCAGCAGUAGGGGGAGAGUGGGAGCUUGAAGAAGAAGCUAAAGCUGUAAAAGGACGGACAACUCCUGGGAGCACAACAGGAGCAGUAGGGGGAGUUCCCAAUGCAGCUUCAGGAAAUGGAAUAGAGGACAGGCAGCCUGAGAACUGCAUGGGUGAUCAACAAGAAUCCUCCUCGCACAAUGACGCUCUUUCCAGCUCUAGUGACCUUCUUGAUCUGCUCCUGCAGGAAGAUUCCUGCUCAGGAACUGGAUCUGCGGCCUCCGGAUCCAUGGGUUCUAAUGGAGGAAGCACCUCUGCCUGCGGCACUAGAAGCAGCGAGAGUAGCAAUACCAGCAAGUAUUUUGGAAGCAUUGACUCAUCGGAGACAGACCUGAGAGUAAAAAAGGCAGAAAGAGAGGAGGCUGAGCGAAAAGCUAUCAUAUAUGUCAUGCAGGACCCACUUUGGUUGUUGAUGGCCAACGCUGACCACGAAGUGAUGAUGUCAUACCAGAUCCCAACCAGAGAUAUGGAGAGUGUACUCAAGGAAGAUCGAGAGAAGCUCCGUCAGCUACAAAGACACCAACCCAAGUUCAGUGAGGAGCAGAAAAAAGAACUGGGGGAGGUCCACAGUUGGGUACGAAGAGGACGAAUACCACAUGUCAUGAAUAUUACCUCCUGCACUGGCUGUUCCGCAGACGCACCACCCUACGAUGACGAUUUUGACAUGUCUACAAUGAUGGAAGAGGGGACAGAAUGCCCAGCGACAGGAGAGGAAGCAGUUAGGGAGGUGGGGAAUGGGUGAAAGGAAGUUCUAACAUCUAUUUUCCAGGACCAUAAAUAAUCCAAAGCUGCCUUAUUAGUCCUAUUGCCCUGUCGAUUAGUAAUCACAUGACAACUGGCCGAAUGCCCUCUGCAUUCAGUUCUUGAUGUAAGAGAGGUUUCUUUGACAGCUGCCAAUUCCCCUUGUAGAGGAACUAAAUACUUGGGAUUUGAUUUUCGUAGACAAUGGCACCACUUUCUGUAGACAAUCUGCCAUUUUCAUCAUGUGAGAACUUGGAUUACAAACAAUUGUGCUGGCACCAGCCAUUUCGAAGGAGAGACAAAAGGAAAAGACAAUCUAUUUUUUAAAAACAUUAAUUUAUGAAACUUGUCAGUUCAGGGGGGCGAGCAGAUAGACGGUAAAGGAGCCUUGAUAAUGAUGGGCUGCUUGGAAGAGCUUGAAUCUAAUAUUUAUACUAUUUUUUUGCCAAGAUGUAAAUAAAAGUUAUUCUGUUUU